This is a messenger RNA of Plasmodium vivax (malaria parasite P. vivax), 4683 nucleotides long. RefSeq lists its product as hypothetical. Lineage: Eukaryota; Apicomplexa; Aconoidasida; Haemosporida; Plasmodiidae. The record is from RefSeq and is a predicted model, not a curated record. The transcript is spliced from 4 exons. Bases 1 to 4683 code for a protein of 1560 amino acids.
AUGGAUGAUCAUCCUGGCAUAACUGCAAACGCAACACAGGCAAGCGACGGGAGGGGUCCGUUGAACGUCGCUGAUGGUGAGGACGCUCCGGAUAGGGAAAACAUCCACACAUGCAAAUCUUGUGGGGAAUGUCAAAGUGGGAGCCCAAAACAAAAGUACAAAAAGAGGAAAAAAAAAAAAAGAAAAGAACAUUUCAAAAGGACCAAUAACUUAGCAGCGUUCGAUUAUAGGAAAUAUUACGAACGGGUUAAUAAAUGGAAUGAAAAAAGACGGGCAUACACAAAGACGGAGAAUUAUGGGGGGGAAAAAAAAAAGGCAACCAGCAAAGUGUGGAAGACGAAGGGGAGCGAAAGGGAAGGGAAAAAAAGCGCAAAAAGGAAGUACGCAGUUUCGCAGUGCCUGUCAAUCCAUCAGCGGAAAGAUAACAGAACUGGGGGGGGUGACCCGCUCUCCAGCUGGGCCAAAGCGGGACGAAGCAGAGUCGGCAGAGUUGGCAGCGUCGGCAGCGUCAGCAGCUGCGGUAGUGGCAGCUGUGGGGGGAGGAGCAACCAGGCGGGUAGAGAGAAAAAAACUGGCCCCCCACGUGGGAGCAACGCCAAUCACGAAGUGGGCCAAGUUGAUAAAGACGCUGGAAGGAACAAAAAAGAGGAGGCCCAGAGGAACGAAAGCGCACAUGAAAAAAAUAAUCAUGACAAAUCUACGCGUGAGAGUCAUACGCGUGACCCCCUAACGGUGGAGGACGGGGAGCAUCCCUUCUCCCCCUUCAUAUGUCCCAGUGAACGCAAAAGGCAUAAGCAGAGCCAAGUGGAAAAAACGAGUGACAUGCAUAACAACGCAACGUCUAGCGAAACGAUAGUGGAGAAUGAGGAGAAGAUGGCCUACUCGAAUAAGACCAUAGCGGACAGCUUCGACGAUGUGGUCAGCUUAAGUCUGCGCGCUUCCAACGGGGCAAACUUCGAUGACUCCCAGUUCGGGGGCGAUAAUUUCGGGGGAGCCCACGCCAACUGCAACCAUCACAAUGGGGGUUACCACAACGGGGAUUACCACAACCUCCUCCGCAACCCUACCAUCCUCAUGAAACCGAACGAGCCCAACAGCCACAAGUGCGGCCCCCCCUUGGAAAAACCGAACGGACACAUGAUCCGUAGACAGACAGAAAAGGACGUGGUGAUAGAAGGGACAAAGCGAGCGAAAAAAGAAACUCCAAAAACGAGCAUAUACAACGAAAGGAUUCAAUUUGAGGAAAGUGAUCCCCGCGGGAACUCUCAUGAGGAGGAUGUACUGAGCUCCACUCUGAAAAUGCAUGACCCAGUUUGCGCCCAUAAUGGAGGGAACAACUCCGGCCAUUCGAGCGGCUGCCCAAACGGCCUCGCGAGUUAUUACCAGGAGAACGGCGCCCCUUAUGAAGGCAUCUACAAUGGUAUCUACGGAGGCAGCUACGUACGAAGCUACGCACGCAGCUGUGACCAACUGCGCAGCCGCUUCCCACAUGGCCACUACAAGUGGCCCCCCCUGAGCAUCAAAAACCCCUUCGCCUUCAUCUAUAAAAGUGCCAAAUUUUUCGGCCACCUUCAAGAGGCGUGCAAAAAAAGGACAACCAGAGAAGCACAGCCACACACGACCACCACAAUAAACGUAUAUGCAAAGAGGAAAAAAGUAUACACAAAGGAGGAACACAUAGAAGAGGAAGCCAUAAGCAAAUUGGCCGUCUCCAAGGAAAACCUCCUCUUCAAUUUUGAAAUGAAUAAUUUUAACUCCUCGGAAAAUUCCUCACGACAAAUUUGGGAAGGCUCUACAAAGAAAGUCGAAGUCGCUCUUCAAAGGCACAACUGGAGGGGCAACAAAAUCAGCAGCGACUUCACCAAGCAGUUCGGGGUAACGCCCCCCCAAGAGAGGCUCCUGGAAAGGGUAAGCGGCGGGGAAGAAUUGCGCAGAUGCGACUCAGAUGAGGAGGAAAUACGGGAGGAGAAAAUAAUGGAGGAUAAAACAAUGGAGGAGGAAAUACCGGAGGUGAAAAUAACGCCCAUUAGGAGUAUGGUCGAAAGGGCGCCUGAGGCUGACGAACGGGGAGAUCCCCCGAGGGGACACACAACUAACAAAGCGGAAAGGGAAGAAAAACACAUGAACAAACACAAGCGACUAAUCGACGUAGGGAAAAAAGACACGGACAGAAACUUCGAUAUUUUUUUAUCCCUCUUCAUGAAGCACGAAAAGAAAGAAGCUUUCCUGUUUUGCCUAAUAUGCGACGAAGAGCUGACGGAAAAUUCUAUUUUUUUUCAAAACUGCAUCAAGCCAAUGUUAGACGAAUAUAGAAGAUCCAAAUUUGAGAAAAUGAAGAAAGAAAAGAAUACCCCCCCCGAUGCAUCCCCCAGCGAUAUACAUGUAAACAAAAUAAUCCUAGAAAUUAUGAUCCCCUCUAUAAAGAAAAAGUACCUCAAAUAUGUGAGUGGACUCUACGAAAAAAAGGAACCCACACCUAAUAACGACAUUAACGGCUCAGAUGAGCUACAAAAGGAGGUACUCGAAAUUAACCGGAAAAUGGAAAACCUGAACAUCAAAUCGUUAGAUAAGCAUAGCACCGAAGUGUACAUAAAAGAAGCUAGCCGUUAUGAAAAAAAAAUAAAAUUAAUUGAAAAACCCAAAUGGAGCAAUGAACAAAAUUUAAAAAAACUCCUACUGAAGCAACAAAAUUAUAACCCCUUUACUAUAUUUGGGACCAGCAUUAAGGAGGUACACCUGGAGGAAGUCUUCACCCUCGACGUAUACAAUAACUACGUAACCAAUGAAGACAGAUUUAGAAAUAAAAUUCUGUACGAUUUGUACGUAGGAAAGUACAUACAAAAUUUGUACUACAAAAUUGACUACCAGGAAUGGACCUUUGUUCUUGACUCUCUGAAAAAGCAGUGGAAAUAUUUUACCAACAUGGAAUGUAAUAUGUUCCUAGAUCCGUUACUGUUGGAAGAAAUUUUAUGGUACAUUGAUGAGAACAAAAUGUAUAAGGACAAAAGUGAAGAUAUGUACACGUAUGAAUACUGCUUCUGUCCCACUCCCGAUCCUGCCAAGGAGAUGAAUCUGAAUGACGUAAAACACUUCGCCACAUCAAUGGCGGAAAGGUACACGUUUCACCAGGCUGUAAAGUAUAAAAAGUGGUCCCUAAAUGAGGAGCGUUUCUCCACGGAUCAGGCGCUUGUUUUAAAAUAUGACGAUGUUAGCGUGGACCAAGACGUAUUAACUUCUGCAGGAAGAAGGAAAGAAAAACUGACGAAGGAGGCCCUCCUUUUUAAUGUACCCAGACCGUCCAGCACAUUCUACUACGACUCGGACUUCUUUGAAAAUAAAAUAAAAAAACACAUGUUCAGGAAGAAGGUGAAACACUGCAAGGGUAACGUGCACGUGAAUUCUCCAUCCGGGAAAGAGGGGGAACCCUUUACAAUAAAAUAUAAGUCCAAAAAAUGGACCUCUCAAAAAUUUUUCGACAACUUUUUUUCUAAUUAUUACCUGUACAAUUUUGACAGAAUGGACAGCUUGCCGGAGUACAUACCUAGUUUAAUGCCUGAACGUUCAGGCCGCGACACAAACUUUAUACACUUUUCCGAGCCGUACCACAAAAUCGCGAAGCAGGAACGGCUUGAGGAUCCCGAGUUGAAGAGAGUCCUCGCACAGAAUAUAUACGACAACGUGAAAAACAACAUCGCCUAUUUGGAAGAGACUCAGUAUAACCCGUGCGAGUGCAACCACUGCCGAAGUGACAUAGCAGAUGCCCCACUGGAAGAUACAGAACUACGCAUAAACGUCUCAACCGCUAAACUAGGUUACAAAAGGGAAAGUGAAAAGGCAUGCGUGGAAGACAGAGAAAUUACCCAGAACAACGUACAGCUUAUUAGCGAAGUGGAGGGCGAAACUUCUCUCCAUCCAAAAACGUACAAUAUAUUGAAGAACCACAAGGAUAAUUUAGAAAUUCAUCAGAGCAUUCCCCCUCUGAAGUGUGAAAGCUUGGCUGAGUUUACCCCCCGUAGAAGCCCCCACCAGAAAAGUCAACGUCUACCCAAAGAAGAGGACAAAAUGAACAACCACAGAUAUGGAGAGUAUUCCCCUAUGAACGGCUUUGGUUACAACCACCACAACUCUAUGAAUGCAAAUGGGUUCUGCACAAACACGGAUAAUAGAGAGAUGGCAAAUUUAACCAUGCAGCAACAUAAUAUGCAUGGAAGGAACAACCUCAUGUUCGAAGAUGGCAACAUUCCAUAUGGUCUCUAUGGACAGGCGAACUACACAGGAACAAAUUCUCUCAUGUGUGGAGGAACUCCCCCCGCGUAUGACCCCAAAAUGAUGUAUAGAAGGAACCACGAAACGAACGAGCCGUUUUAUAAUCACUACCCGGUGGCUAGUGGUAUGGGUUACAACGUGCCCGUCUUGCCCCCACAGCCAUACUACCCAAGUAUGAAGCGGAACUUAACGAAAGAGGGAUACACGCACGGGUAUCAUUACAUGAACAACGCGAGUAGCCAUGGUGCACUGCCCAAAUAUCCUUCAGACAGCGUCACGGAUAAGUAUCCCAAAAAAGAAUCGUGCAGGAAAAACGUGUCCAAGGUGAAAAAGGGCGACAUAGACAUCAACAUAGAAACGUCUUCCUCCGGUCGAAAGGGGGUCAUAAUAGAUUUGAACAUCGGCGUGGGGGGUUAG